GGAUGGAAGAUAUGGAUUUGUAUUCUUAUGUUCUGUAUGCAAAAGAAGCAUGUGCUGCGCUGAGUUACCUUGCACAUAAGGUGGUUUUGACUGAUAAGUACAGACCUGAGUCUUGCUGCAUCAUUAGCAACUACUACAAUUUAAAAGGCCAGCAUGAGAAAGCAGUUAUGUACUUCCGGAGAGCUUUGAAACUGAACAAGUAUUUAUCGGCGUGGACUCUUAUGGGCCAUGAAUAUGUUGAGAUGAAGAACACGCAUGCUGCCAUUGAUGCAUAUCGACGAGCUGUUGAUAUAAACCCUUGUGAUUAUCGAGCUUGGUAUGGGUUAGGACAAGCAUAUGAGAUGAUGGGGAUGCCUUUCUAUGCACUUUACUAUUUUCGCAAAUCCAUAUUCUUUCUUCCAAACGAUUCUCGGUUGUGGAUAGCCAUGGCUAAAUGUUAUCAAACCGAACAGCUUUACAUGCUUGAAGAGGCCAUCAAGUGUUACAAUUGAGCUGUGAACUGUACUGACACAAAAGGAAUAUCACUUAAUCAAGCUUCACCAGAAGCUUGGACGUAAUGAAGAAGCUGCAUUUUAUUUCGAGAAGGAUUUAGAGAGAAUGGAUGCUGAAGGAUUAGAAGGACCAAACAAGUUUGAGGCUUUAAUUUUUCUUGCCACACAUUUUAAAACUCACAAGAAAUUCGCAGAAGCAGAAGUGUAUUGCACCCGUCUUCUCGAUUAUAGUGGACAUUGUUCUUUUGCUU
Arabidopsis lyrata subsp. lyrata is the source of this 742-nucleotide messenger RNA. RefSeq names its product anaphase-promoting complex subunit 8. The record is from RefSeq and is a predicted model, not a curated record. Gene Ontology annotation, biological process: cell division. Gene Ontology annotation, molecular function: protein binding. The transcript has a single exon. NCBI's taxonomy places the organism in Eukaryota, Viridiplantae, Streptophyta, Magnoliopsida, Brassicales, Brassicaceae. The coding region runs from base 3 to 491 and encodes 162 amino acids.